Hippocampus comes (tiger tail seahorse) is the source of this 1675-nucleotide messenger RNA. RefSeq names its product acylglycerol kinase (gene agk). The transcript is spliced from 14 exons. Gene Ontology annotation, molecular function: ATP-dependent diacylglycerol kinase activity; acylglycerol kinase activity; ceramide kinase activity. Gene Ontology annotation, cellular component: membrane; cytoplasm; mitochondrion. NCBI's taxonomy places the organism in Eukaryota, Metazoa, Chordata, Actinopteri, Syngnathiformes, Syngnathidae. Gene Ontology annotation, biological process: sphingosine biosynthetic process; phosphorylation; ceramide biosynthetic process. The record is from RefSeq and is a predicted model, not a curated record. The coding region runs from base 154 to 1422 and encodes 422 amino acids.
GUACUAUUUUGAUGUAACAGCAGCACGUUUCUGAUAGUUGCAGGAACUUGAAGCUGUGACCGCUGCAAGUGGACAUACUGUAUUCUAGGAAUGUAACAUGUCACAGCAUUUUUUUAUUUUUUGUGCAAAGUGUCGCGUAGAUUCUACUGAACAAUGGCGCGGGUUGUGAGAGUUUUUCGGACUUUGCGUAAUCAUUGGAAGAAGUCUACAUUUGCUGUGUGUGUCCUAUCUUACGGAAGCCACUGGCUUUAUGGGAGAUACUGUGAUAAUGUUCUGCGAAGAGAAGCUUGCCUCGAAGCUAGGGAAUUCGGGCGACAAUUAAUAGCGCCAAAUGAACGUUUAAAGAAGGCUACCGUGAUCCUGAACCCUGCAGCUUGUAAUGGGAAAGCCAACAGUUUGUUUGAAAAGAAUGCUGCUCCUAUUUUACACCUAGCUGGCAUUGAGAUUACAGUAGUGAAGACGGAUUAUGAAGGUCAAGCCAAAAAAAUGAUUGACCUCAUGGAACACACAGACAUGUUGAUUGUGGCCGGAGGGGAUGGCACUUUGCAGGAAGUCGUCACAGGUUUACUGCGGAGGUCAGAUCAAGAUUCGUUCAGUCGCACACCAAUUGGAUUCAUUCCACUUGGCUCUCGAAAUACUUUGAGUGCCACUCUUUACAUCCUCAGUGACAACAAGGUCAAGGAAAUUACGUCAGCAACUCUGUCCAUACUGAAGGGGGAAACCGUGCCUCUGGAUGUACUUCAAAUCAACGCAGAGACAGAGAAGCCCGUCUAUGCUCUGAUGGGACUGCGUUGGGGUGCUUUUCGAGAUGUUUCUGCAACUGUUAGCAAAUAUUGGUACCUUGGACCACUGAAGACAAAUGCUGCUCAUUGGUUUCGCACCUUUCGCGAGUGGCCCUUACUACGUGAUGUCACAAUGACUUACUUGGCUCCCACCCUUCGGCCCCCCGACAUGCCUCCUCAUAAGACUUCCAGACCCAACCUGCUCUAUCGCAUUGCCCGCAGGCUGAGAAACUACUGGAAUCCACCCCCAGAAGAGCCGCCAAAAGAAGAACCAGAGCAAUGGGAGGAACAGAAGCUCUCUUCACUCGAGCUGUAUAUUCAAACACACAACAAGAACCCUGUUGAGCGCCGCAUAAAUGACUCUAUGAUGAUUUCUGCCGAGUCUGACAACUUUACUGUUAGCGAAUUCAUCACCGUUGGAAAACAAAAACAUAACGACCCAACAGUUUUCAGUGAAACCUCCACAAAACUGGAAGCCAGUGCUUGCCGGCUGCAGCUGCCAGAGGGCACCGGCGGCUUCUUCAACAUUGACAACGAAGAGUUCGAGGCCAUGCCUGUGGAGAUAAGACUGUUGCCACGGAAACUACAUUUUUUCAUGAGUGCAGAGCGCCGACAGCAACUUCUGUCACUUAUGCAGUGAAGAGAAACUGGAGAAGACAAAAAUAACCUCCCAAAAACUGCCAUUCAAGACCACCUCAUGCUGUCCUCUGAAACACACAAAGAUAAUGUCUCUUUACAGCUUUAAGUAGUCAUGAAGUGGUAUCUUUUAAAUUUCUAUAUCUUGUAGGAAACAAAAAGAUCAUUUUCAAUUACAUUGCAUUCUCAUCUCAGCCUGUAUUCCAUGUAUACAUUGUCUUAAUAACUUUAUUAAAAGGCCUUUAGUCGACAGUUAA